AUGACCGACACCAAACCAGAGCCUCAUUUCUAUACCACAUCCAGUCAUCUGGAGACCAUGGCCGGGGCCGAUAAACAAUGCGCCCCCCAGGACUCGAAGGUGGUCGAACAUCAAGAUGUCAACCACCCUCAGAAUUGGUCGCUCACGGCUAAACUGUUCACGUAUCUAACCAUCUGCUCGUUCACCUUCUUGGCCAAUGUCAAUUCGAGCAACUUCACGGUCGCAACGCAGGCCAUGAUCCGCGAAUUCCAUGUCAGCCAGACCCAAGCAGGCGAACUCGUCUGCUUCAAUGUUUUCCUCUUUGGCGUGGGAAACAUCUUCUGGGUCCCUCUGAUGCGCGUGAUUGGCAAGCGCCCAGUUUAUUUGGUGGCCAUGUUGGCACUCUGCAUGAUGAAUGUGUGGUCCAGCCAGGCCACCAGCUAUGGGGAGCUACUUGCAUCUCGGAUCCUCUCCGGAUUUGCCGCCGCUGCCGCCGAUGCCACGGUGCCGGCUGUAGUCGCGGAUAUGGUCGCUCCGCAGGAUCGCGGCCACUACAUGAUGUUUUUCCACUUGGCCAUGACCGCGGGUUUGUUUGUGGGCCCGCUGAUCAAUGCGUACCUGGUCCAAGAACAGAACUGGCGCUGGAUGUGCUAUUUCCUCGCUAUUGCGGUUGGGGUGGUUUGCGUGACUGCGGUCUUUACGAUUCGAGAGACCUCAUACGUCCAGCGCCACCAAGCACGAUCGUCACCAGGGACGAAACGAUCACAAUGGCAGUGGAUGUCGCUGACUGCUGGUUAUAAUAAGGAUGCCUCGUUCGUACAGGCGUUUUUGGAUAUCCUGUUCAAUGCUUCAUAUCCACCCUUGAUUUGGUGCUCGCUUGCCAUUGGGAUUUCUGUGGGAUGGAACAUUGUGGUCCAAUUGACCUCUUCUCGCACCUUCACCAAGCCUCCCUAUAACUGGAAGCUGGGAAGCCUGGGCCUGCUAUCGCUAGCUGGCUUCAUUGGAUCGGUCCUUGCAUUCUACCUCGGCGGCCGCCUCAUCGACAUCAUCUCCACGCGCAGCACUAUCCGCCACGGCGGUGUUCGGAUGCCCGAGUAUCGGUUGCCUGCGAUUAUUAUCCCGGGCACGAUCGGCCCGGCGGGUAUCUUAAUUUUCGGACUCUGUGUCGCCCAUCAGACGCACUGGAUCGGUCCUGCGGUUGGGUAUGCUAUGCAGGCAUUCGGAGUAGCAGCCAUUUCUAAUGUGGCCGUGACAUAUUCGUUGGACUCAUAUAAGCCGGUGACGGGUGAGGCUCUCGUGAUUAUUUUCGUCAUCCGCAACACAAUCGGCAUGCUCCUCUCGCUGUAUGCAGCAGACUGGAUCGCACGCCAAGGGCCAGCAGCCGUCUUUGGCGAGAUGACAGCGAUCCAGGUGGUGAGUAUUCUAUGCGCCAUCCCAUUGUUCUUUUGGGGCAAGUCAUUACGCGCCUUCACGUCUCGAUAUGGGCCAAUGAAGCGCUUCCAGGACGUAUGA
Penicillium alfredii is the source of this 1491-nucleotide messenger RNA. RefSeq lists its product as uncharacterized. Gene Ontology annotation, biological process: transmembrane transport. The record is from RefSeq and is a predicted model, not a curated record. The transcript has 4 exons. Bases 1 to 1491 code for a protein of 496 amino acids. Gene Ontology annotation, molecular function: transmembrane transporter activity. NCBI's taxonomy places the organism in Eukaryota, Fungi, Ascomycota, Eurotiomycetes, Eurotiales, Aspergillaceae.